Messenger RNA from Fulmarus glacialis (Northern fulmar), 1450 nucleotides. It is a transcript of the gene RAPGEF5, whose product is annotated as Rap guanine nucleotide exchange factor (GEF) 5. Gene Ontology annotation, biological process: positive regulation of GTPase activity; Ras protein signal transduction. NCBI's taxonomy places the organism in Eukaryota, Metazoa, Chordata, Aves, Procellariiformes, Procellariidae. Gene Ontology annotation, molecular function: guanyl-nucleotide exchange factor activity. Gene Ontology annotation, cellular component: plasma membrane. The record is from RefSeq and is a predicted model, not a curated record. The transcript has 15 exons. The annotation marks the transcript as partial.
AUGGAGCAGAUGAGCCGAGAGGCCCAGUUUAAUACACUGUCCUAUCUGUUACUGCAGUUCACGAUUUUUACGUUUAUCCUAAACACUGCACCGGUCUCACGUAUGCUUGUGCAGAAAGAAACUCUCCUGGAUGACUUCCUUCUCACGUACACAGUCUUCAUGACGACUGAUGACUUGUGCCAGGCACUUCUGAGGCACUAUUGUGCUAAGAACCACCAAGGGAAAGAAGACGACACUGAUGUGUCCUGUAGGAAACGAAAAGUCUUGCAUUUGGUGUCUCAGUGGACUUCUCUCUAUAAAGACUGGUUACACGAAGAUGAGCAUUUAAAACAAUUUUUAAAGACAAUAUACAGGAAUGUGUUAGAUGAUGUGUACGAAUAUCCCAUUCUUGAGAAGGAACUGAAAGAAUUUCAGAAGAUACUUGGGAUGCAUCGUCGUCACACUGUAGAUGAGUAUUCACCUCACCGAAAGAAUAAAACCUUUUUCCACCAGUUCAGUCUAAAGGAGAACUGGCUGCAGCACAGAGGAACCAUGAAUGAAACAGAAGAAAUUUUCUGCCGUGUGUAUAUAACAGAGCACUCCUACGUCAGUGUGAAAGCUCAAGUAUCCACUUCAGCUCAGGAGAUACUGAAGAUUGUAGCAGAAAAGAUCCAGUAUCCGGAGGAGGAGUUGGCGCUGGUGACAGUCACGUUCUCUGGUGAAAAACAUGAACUACAACCAAAUGACUUGGCUAUCUCAAAAUCUUUUGAGUCAUCCAGUCGUAUGUUUGUCUAUCGAAAAGAUAUGACUGAUUCUUUGAACCCAUUUACUGAAAAUGAGGAAUUGCAGCAAAGGUCUGUGAGAAUUUUGGGAAUCAACACCUGGGAUCUUGCCUUAGAACUAACAAACUUUGACUGGAGCCUCUUCAAUGCAAUUCAUGAGCAAGAGCUGAUAUACUUCACAUUCAGCAGACAGGGCAGUGCUGAAAACACUGAGAAUCUCAGCCUUCUGCUUCAAAGGUGCAACGAGGUCCAGCUAUGGGUUGCCACCGAGAUACUCCUCUGCAGCCAGCUCUGCAAACGUGUGCAGCUAGUCAAAAAGUUCAUCAAGAUUGCUGCCCACUGCAAAGCCCAAAGAAAUCUGAAUUCAUUCUUUGCUAUUGUUAUGGGUCUCAACACUGCAUCUGUCAGCCGGCUGUCUCAGACCUGGGAGAAAAUUCCUGGCAAGUUCAAGAAACUUUUCACUGAACUUGAAAGUUUGACGGACCCUUCUCUGAAUCACAAAGCUUACAGAGAUGCAUUCAAGAAAAUGAAAUCUCCGAAAAUCCCCUUCAUGCCCUUACUUCUGAAAGACGUAACAUUCAUCCAUGAAGGAAAUAAAACUUUUCUGGAUAAUCUUGUUAAUUUUGAAAAGCUGCACAUGAUUGCAGAUACUGUUCGGUCAUUGAGACAUUGCAGAAAUAACCAGUUUG